This is a messenger RNA of Saprolegnia diclina VS20, 1132 nucleotides long. RefSeq lists its product as hypothetical. NCBI's taxonomy places the organism in Eukaryota, Oomycota, Saprolegniomycetes, Saprolegniales, Saprolegniaceae. The transcript has 8 exons. Bases 45 to 1013 code for a protein of 322 amino acids. The record is from RefSeq and is a predicted model, not a curated record.
ACGGCUCCCAGCUAUUCUUGGGUCAGCGUGAUAUCGAGGGCAGCAUGAGCAUUCGCGUCUACCACAAAGAGUUCUUCGAAGACCUCCAGCAAGAUGCGCUCAAGAACAGUCGGAGUCCUUCGUCGCGCCCUGAGAAGACCAAGUCGGCGAGUGGUCUUGGCUCGACCAGCACGUCCGACGUCUCGACUGCGACGCGCCAAAAGCGGCUGCACAUGAAGCACGAGAUGUACCAAAGAGAACAGGAAGAGCUCCAGCGCAAGCUGCUGCUCACAAUCGCAGACAACUUGGCCAAGGACCGCAACCGGCGCGAAGCCAAGUAUCUACGUCUGCGCAGCGAGAUUGACGAAGGCAAGGCCCUCGCGUCCGAGCUCGAAGAGCGCCUCGUGCUCAAGGAAGAGUCGGAGAAGCGGCAGAAGCUGCGUCUCUACGACGAGUGGACGGAGAAAGUGUAUAACAAACUCAACGUCCCCAUCAACGACAAAGUCCGCGCCAUGGACCCCAAGGCGCUCAACCAGCACAAGCAAGAGGCGUACCAGCGCUUCUUGGACGCGGCCAACAAGAAAGGCUGUCUCUUCCGCGACAUUAUCAUCGAGAGCGACUACGACCCGCUGCACGACCACACGUACGUCAAGCACGUGGCCAAGAUCGACGACCCGAGCCUCCGCGUCAUCCGGAACCGCGACGAAGAGGAAGCCAUUGCGAACGAAGGUCGACACGAUGGGAGCGACGCACUGGAGGGCGCCAAGCACAAGACACAGAGCUUAGGUCGCGCCGACAACCUCGACACAAAACUCUAUGCGAGCGGGACGUUUGAGAGCACGCCGUACGGCUACUUCAACAAGAUGAUGAGCAGCACGCUCAGCGACGAAGGCUCCAAGACGUACGAGUCGCGCGUCAAGCUCGACCACUACCACAUCGACAAGACAACGGAGACGCUCAACGGCGAAUUCCCCCGCGGCAAGCGCACUACCUUUGACCACGUCGAUCGAAACGACAAGGUGCACUUGGGCUAAGACCAUAUCGACGGCGCAUCUGCAUGCAUAUGAAGACAAUAAUGUCGUCCGCACCAUAUAUAUAUACUGCUUUGACAACGCUGCUAAAUCCAAAAAGGCCCUCCAAGCCUAUCCAAAAG